AUGGCUGGGCUGAUCGCUAUGAGUGACUGUGAUGGCUUCACUGAUGGUGAUAGCUUCACUGACGGUGAUAGCUUCACUGACGGUGAUGGCUCCACUGAUGAUGGCUCCAUUGAUGGUGAUGGUUCCAUUGAUGGAGUUAUCACUGGUGUUGACUUUGGUGGUGAUGGCUCCACUGAUGUUGAUGGCUUCACUGAUAGUGAUGGCUCCACUGAUGGUGAUGACUCCCCUGAUGGAGAUAUCACUGAUGUUGACUCCCCUGAUGGAGAUAUUACUGGUGUUGACUUUGGUGGUGGUGUUCUUGUUGGUGGUGCCACAGCUACUUUCUCACAAGGGCCGCCGUUUCUGCCGCAAACUUCGUCCGACAUACAGCAAGAACCGUCUUCACAAAGUACAUCACUGGCGUCACAGGGACGAUAA
Molecule: messenger RNA, 417 nt
Organism: Ambispora gerdemannii
Lineage: Eukaryota; Fungi; Glomeromycota; Glomeromycetes; Archaeosporales; Ambisporaceae
Source: the annotation of a GenBank genome assembly